Molecule: messenger RNA, 2359 nt
Organism: Cololabis saira (Pacific saury)
Lineage: Eukaryota; Metazoa; Chordata; Actinopteri; Beloniformes; Belonidae
Gene: zwilch
Product: zwilch kinetochore protein
Exons: 18
Coding region: 117-1931 (604 amino acids)
Biological process (GO): protein localization to kinetochore; mitotic spindle assembly checkpoint signaling
Cellular component (GO): RZZ complex
Source: RefSeq, a predicted model, not a curated record
AGUGUCCAAACAUCAACAUUUGAAGUUUGAGCAGCGAGUUGACAUCAUUACUUCUCUCAGUUUGCUUUCAAUAUUUGUCUUCUCUUGUAGCGAAGACGCUUGGCGUUCAUUUCGUUAUGGGCUCAAAAGUGUUAUCUUGUGCCAAGGAGUUUUUCAGGAUUCUUCGAAUUCUACAAGAUGAAAAAGGUGGUGAUUCGUGUACAUAUGAGGAGGAAAUCCAGAUAUUAAAGAUGAACGGGAGCAAACUUGAUGCAGUUAACAUGUAUUGUGGUAACCAGACAGUCUUUGUCUGUCAAAAACUUGUUCCAAAAACAAGUGAACCAGAGGAUCAGCAAACGACUGAGACAUCGAAAUGUGUGGGUGAUGAUGCUGAUGCUGAUGAUGAUGAUGGGCCUGGUGAUGGUGCUGUUGAUGGUGCUGAUGUUUUGGAAAUGGAAGUGGGACCACAGCCUCUCACAGUCAUGAAAGCAAGACAGUUGCUUUCUUGGUACACAUUAUCUCAAAACACAGGUGUGUCAGCUAUGGAGACAACUCUUGCCUUGUACCCUUUGUGGGUGCGUUGUGACAUGUCAGACCCUGCUGGAACAACUUGGUUUGGGGCCGAACCAAUUUGCUUGGGCAACAAAGUAACCAGUAUCAAAUUGUAUUCUGUCACCUGCAAAGGUUCAACUACGGAUACAAAAUCUCUCAUGAGCUUAAAGGAGCUUAAACAAGAGCAUAAGAAAAGGCAUCACCCAUCCACAAUGGGGAUUAAAGGCAGCGCUAGGUUCAGCUUGUUUGGGUCCACUGUUGUUGAACACACCACCAUCGAGUCUCUGAGCAAUGUGACUGUGGAUUUCAAGUGGAGUCAUGUGGAGAGUAUUCUUGAAACUCCACCUCUGUCCUCUUCAGCAACACUAAACAUCAAAGUAGGCUGUGGAGACAUGAGAAGUCCAAUGUUUGAGAUGUACAGGGAGCUAGAGUUUCUUCAGGCUCUUGCUGAUGGUUUGAGAACAGGGGAAACCGAAUGGAUGGAGCCUUUGGAAAGCACAUCUGCUGUAAAACUGACCAAGGUUUACCUUGAAGAGCUUCAGAAUACUGCAAAAACACUGCAGGAUCAGGCUACAAAAGCAACAGAGAACACAAAGCUGAAGCCUGAGACAGACACUCCCAUUUUUAGCUCUUUCUUUGAAAGAGGUGAUUUGGAUUUUGUGGAGCAGCUGUGGGUCCGGAUGAGAAGAAGUGUGACGUCAUACCAGGACAUUGGAGACUGUCUGAAGAUGGUCAUUGAAGGUCUAAGAUAUGGUGACAUCAAGCCCUGGAUUCACAGAGACAGCAACAGCUCCCUCAGCAAGCUCAUUCUGCAGUGCUACCACCAGCAGAUCGAUCACGUGUCUCUUACGGGCGUGACCCCUGUCAACAUGCUUCUGGAGAUGGGUCUGGACAAGAUGAGAAAAGACUAUAUUAACUACCUUAUUGGUGAACAAUUGACAACUCUAAACCACUUGUGUUAUUACUUGAGCACGGAGGUUGAUCUGCAGGAGCAAGUGAUCCGACUCAGAAAACUGCACCAUCUGCUGGAAAUAAUCGUCACCUGCAGUACAUUCCUGGGUUUGCCCUACGACCGACUGUUUCUUCUAACACAAUCAUGUUUACUGCACUAUAAAACAUCUCCAUAUGAUGAGGAACAUGAAUUUAAACUCCAAAUCAAACCUGCUCUGAUCAGCCAUUUCUAUCAGAAAGAGCAUCCAGUAUUGUGGAGUGUGGAUGUGUCCAGUGGGAAUGGUCCUCGUGAGGUGCGGACAUCCUUACAGCUCAGUGACAGACCACUGGUUGAUCACGUCAUCUUUGAAACAGAUUAUCCUAACGAGACCGUUAACGGAGACGGUGAAGAGCCUGCUUUCUUUUCCACCUUGGGCUGCAGCAGCCUCGUCAGCUUCGCUUCAGUUUAGGGAUCGCACCACUACACGAAGGAGGUGCUUUCAUAUUUGACUUUCUCAUCGGCCAUCAAAGACACGGCUGAACAUGCUUCAAAAACUUGCUUUGACAAACAUGUUUUUCUAUCGAUAUAUUUUUGUUUAUUGUCUUUAGUGAACAAAUAUGAGUCUCUGUACAUUUGUGUGUAUUUCCUGUCCUUUAUUAACACAUUAGAUACUCUGCCAAACAACUCUUUCAUCCAGAUAAAAAUAAAGUCCAGCAGCAUUCUAAUAAGAAAAUUGAGCAUUGCAAUUGUAUUCACACUGUCAGUUUGUGUCAAAAUUUAAAGUAUGCAGUUAAUGUCUGUUUUUUUAAGUAAAUACUGUAUGCACAACAAAUCCAUGUUAUUGAUAAACUUUAAGUUGUGUUCAAAACAAUGCAUUUUUGUCCACACAUAAGCUAU